CGGUUGCGCAGGCCAGCCUUGACGCUGCUUCUCCGUUAGCGUUGUGUUUAUUGUUAGCAUCCUCUGCAGAAACUCUGCGGAGCCCUGUGAUGGUCUCCGGUUCCUAUUCGCUGCAACCAUGGCGCUUUCAAUGGAAACGCAGCUCCAAAGCAUAUUUGAAGAUGUCGUGAAAACUGAAAUGAUCGAGGAGGCCUUUGCUGGAAUGUGUAUGGACACGUUAGAGGAUGAGAGGACCAAGCUGAUCAGUUGUCUUGCCGCAUUCAGACAAUAUUGGGGAACUCUACCAAAGGAAUCCCAUGAGCAGUGUGUGCAGUGGAUAGUUCGCUUCACACACAGCCAGCACAGCCCCAAAAGAAUCUCCUUUUUGUAUGACUGUCUGGCCAUGGCAGUGGAGAUGAGCUUGUUGACUCCCAGGAUGGUUUGUGUUUCACUAAUUAACUCUGACUAUUUGGAGUGGGAGAGGACUCGACUGUGGGCCUUAACUUUUAAACUGAUUCGCAAGAUCAUUGGAGGUGUUGACUACAAGGGUGUUCGUGACUUAUUGAAAUCUGUGCUGGACAAAAUUCAGACAGUUCCGGUCACAGUCAGCUCAGCUAUUGUCCAACAGCUGCUAGCAGCAAGAGAGGUAGUGGAGUACAUGUUGGACAGAAAUGCCUGUCUCAUGCCGGCUUACUUGGCUGUUACAGAGAUCAGAAAACUUUAUCCAGAGGGACAGUUGUCUCACUGGCUCCUGGGUAGCUUGAUCUCAGAUUUUGUUGACAGCUUCAGACCCACGGCCAGGAUUAACUCAAUUUGUGGACGAUGCAGUCUGUUACCGGUAGUGAAUAACAGCGGGGCCAUAUGUAACUCCUGGAAGUUGGACCCCACCACUCUUCGCUUCCCUUUGAAAGGCAUGCUGCCAUUUGACAAGGACCUUUUCGAGCCGCAGACAGGCUUGCUACGAUACGUGCUGGAGCAGCCGUACUCCAGAGAGAUGGUGUGCAACAUGCUCGGACUCAACAAGCAGACUCUGAACAUUGCUCAGCAAAAGCAGCGCUGCCCGGUGCUUGAGGAGCAGCUGGUGGACCUGGUGGUGUACGCCAUGGAGCGAUCCGAGACCGAGGAGCACUUUGACGCAGACGUCGGAGGAACCAGCCAGCUGCUGUGGCAACAUCUGUCCUCGCAACUCAUCUUCUUUGUCUUAUUCCAGUUUGCAAGCUUCCCACACAUGGUGCUGUCAUUGCACCAGAAGCUUGCAGGUCGCGGUCUUAUCAAAGGCAGAGAUCACCUGAUGUGGGUCCUGCUGCAGUUCAUAUCAGGAAGCAUUCAGAAGAAUGCGCUGGCUGACUUUCUGCCGGUCAUGAAGCUGUUUGACCUGCUUUAUCCAGAAAAGGAGUGCAUUCCGGUCCCGGACAUUAACAAACCCCAGUCCACACACUCCUUUGCAAUGACCUGCAUCUGGAUCCAUCUGAACCGCAAAGCUCAAAACGACAACUCCAAACUGCAGAUUCCAAUUCCACAUUCUCUCAAGCUGCACCACGAAUUUCUCCAGCAGUCGUUGCGUAUAAAGACCCUGGGCAUGACCGACUACAAGAUCGCCCUCCUUUGUAACGCCUACAGCACCAACUCCGAGUACUUCACCCUGCCCAUGGGCGCCUUGGUGGAGGCCAUCUACGGUAACGGAUCUAUGAAGAUCAACCUGCCAGGCACAAACUGUUUCGCCUCGGGGUCCGUCACCCCGCUGCCCAUGAACCUGCUGGAUUCAGUCACUGUCCAUGCAAAGAUGAGCCUGAUCCACAGCAUCGCCACCAAGGUUAUCAAGCUGGCGAGCGCCAAGUCCAGCCUGGCUCUGGCUCCGGCGCUGGUGGAGACCUACAGCCGGCUGCUGGUCUACAUGGAGAUCGAGUCGUUGGGGAUUAAAGGAUUCAUCAGCCAACUGCUCCCCAACGUCUUCAAGUCGCACGCCUGGGGGAUCCUUCAUACUCUGCUGGAGAUGUUCAGCUACAGGAUGCACCACAUCCAGCCACACUACAGAGUCCAGUUGCUGAGUCAUCUGCACAGCCUCGCUGGUCUUCCCCAGACCAACCAGAACCAGCUGCAUCUUUGUGUGGAAAGCACAGCGUUGCGCUUGAUCACAGCGCUGGGAAGUUCAGAGGUGCAGCCUCAGUUCACCCGCUUCCUCAACGACCCCAAGACCGUUCUGUCAGCAGAGUCUGAGGAGCUCAACCGAGCCCUGAUCCUGACUCUAGCCAGAGCCACGCACGUCACCGACUUCUUCACAGGAUCCGAUUCCAUCCACGGAACCUGGUGUAAAGAGAUCCUGCUCGCCAUCAUGAACUUCACGCCUCACAACUGGGCGUCUCACACCCUCUCCUGCUUCCCUGCUCCCCUCCAGGCUUUCUUCAAGCAGAACAACGUCCCUCAAGAGUCUCGCUUCAACCUGAAGAAGAACGUGGAGGAGGAGUACAGGAAGUGGAAGUCUAUGGCCAACGAGAAUGACAUCAUCACCCACUUCUCCAUGCAGGGCUCGCCGCCGCUCUUCCUCUGUCUGCUUUGGAAGAUGCUGCUGGAAACUGACCAUAUUAACCAGAUAGGAUUCAGAGUCCUCGAGCGAAUCGGCGCUCGAGCUCUUGUGGCUCACGUGCGCACGUUUGCAGACUUUCUCGUCUACGAGUUCUCAACGUCCCCUGGCGGGCAGCAGCUGAACAAGUGCAUCGAAAUCCUCAACGACAUGGUUUGGAAGUACAACAUCGUGACUCUGGACAGGCUCAUCCUGUGCCUGGCCAUGAGAAGCCACGAAGGCAACGAAGCCCAAGUCUGCUACUUCAUCAUCCAGCUGCUCCUGCUGAAGCCAAAUGACUUCAGGAACAGAGUCAACGACUUUGUCAAGGAGAACACUCCUGAGCACUGGCUGCAGAGCGACUGGCACAACAAGCACAUGAGCUACCACAAGAAAUAUCCAGAGAAGCUGUACUUCGAGGGCCUCGCCGACCAGGUCAACCCACCCAUGCACCUCCAGCAUCAGUACCUGCCAAUCUACUUCGGCAACGUGUGCCUGCGCUUCCUGCCCGUCUUUGAUAUCGUCAUCCACCGCUUCCUGGAGCUCAUCCCGGUCUCCAAGUCUCUGGAGACGCUGCUGGAUCAUCUGGGAGGCCUCUACAAGUUUCAUGACCGUCCGGUCACCUACCUGUACAACACGCUCCAUUAUUACGAGCGACACCUGCGGGACAGAACCAACUUGAAGAGGAAGCUGGUCCAUGCCAUCAUGUCCUCUCUGAAGGACAACAGGACCCCCGGCUGGUGCCUGAGUGAGACCUACCUGAAGUUCGGCAUGAACGCCAGGGAGGACAACGUGUGGAUCCCAGAGGACAUUUACUACUGCAAGCUGAUUGGUCGCCUGGUGGACACCAUGGCGGGGAAGUCGCCAGGUCCCUUUCCCAACUGCGACUGGCGCUUCAAUGAGUUCCCCAACCCCGCGGCCCACGCGCUGCACGUCACCUGCGUGGAGCUGAUGGCCUUAGCCGUGCCGGGGAAGGACGUGGGCAACGCUCUGCUCAACGUCGUGCUGAAGAGCCAACCUCUGGUUCCCAGAGAGAACAUCACCGCCUGGAUGAAUGCCAUCGGCCUGGUGAUCACAGCGCUGCCUGAGCCCUACUGGAUCGUGCUCCACGACCGCAUCGUGUCCGUGCUCAGCUCUCCAGUGCUGACCUCGGAGUCGGAGUGGGCCGGCAAUCCUUUCGCCCUGCUGGACUUCACCGCCUGCCACCAGAGCUACAGCGAAAUGAACUGCAGCUACGUGCUAGCGUUAGCGCACGCCGUCUGGCACCACUCGUCCAUCGGGCAGCUAUCUUUGAUUCCCAAGUUCCUGUCCGAGACGCUGAAGCCCAUAGUGAAGACUGAGUUCCAGUUGCUGUACGUGUACCACUUGGUGGGGCCCUUCCUGCAGCGCUUCCAGCAGGAGCGGACGCGCUGCAUGCUGGAGAUCGGGGUGGCCUUCUACGAGAUGUUGCAGGCGGUGGACCAACACAGCAGCCACCUGAGCUUCAUGGAUCCAAUCUGUGACUUCCUCUACCACAUCAAAUACAUGUACACCGGCGACAGCGUGAAGGAGCAGGUGGAGAAGAUCAUCAUGACGCUGCGGCCGGCCAUGAAGCUCCGCCUGCGCUUCAUCACACACAGCAGCCUGACAGAGACCUCGUCGGCCGCCUCCAACAUCUCCACACCCACCGGCGCCUCUUCCACCCCGCAGUCCACCGCCUCUGCCUCGCUGGCGCCUGUCGCCGUGUCCACCACGAGCGCCGCCGCGUCGCCUUCCUCCGCUCACAUCACCACAACACAAAGCUAAAACCUCUUCAGAAUCUCUUGCUCAUGUGUCGCCCUCAGGCUGGUGGCCAUGAAGACGCCUCUGAGCGUUGCUGCGUGACUCACUUGUUUAGUACUUUUCUUUUCUAUGUUUUAUUCUCUAAUUAAAAAGAUUUGUCAUCUUUUUAAA
This is a messenger RNA of Synchiropus splendidus (mandarinfish), 4471 nucleotides long. It is a transcript of the gene med23, whose product is annotated as mediator complex subunit 23. NCBI's taxonomy places the organism in Eukaryota, Metazoa, Chordata, Actinopteri, Syngnathiformes, Callionymidae. The record is from RefSeq and is a predicted model, not a curated record. Gene Ontology annotation, cellular component: transcription regulator complex; mediator complex. The coding region runs from base 119 to 4324 and encodes 1401 amino acids. Gene Ontology annotation, biological process: positive regulation of gene expression; regulation of transcription by RNA polymerase II. The transcript has 31 exons.